UAAUCGUAUUUGCAUAGUUUUAUCAUUUUUAUGGAUCACUGCUCAGAUUAUUUAUCGGUUUCUGCACAGUUAUCGGAAGAGCUAUCGGAACCCCGACCAUCUAUGGCCAUCAAUCUGCCACCGAUGGCAGUGAAUGUCCCGCCAUCUUCACGCUUCGCCUCAAUUGAUAUGGGCACAAACUCCUUCAAGUUGUUGAUAGUCCAAGCCGACCCAUCUGGGAAAUUCCUCAUCAUUGACCGUGUCAAGGACCGGGUACUACUUGGCCUAAACUCAUCCAGAUUUAUCUCCAAACAGUCCCAGCUUCGCUCCCUUCAGUGUCUCCAGAACUUCAAACAAGUCAUGGAAUCCAACGACGUCCCUUUCCAGCAUACACGUUGCGUAGCCACUGCGGCGGUAAGGGAAGCGGAGAACAGGGAGGAGUUCUCGAGGAUGGUGUACGAAAAUUUGGGUUUCGAAGUUGAUGUGUUAUCAGGUGAAGAGGAGGCCAGGUUGGUGUAUCUGGGUGUGCUUCAAUUUUUGCCAAUAUUUGAUAAACAGGUGUUGACUGUGGAUAUUGGAGGAGGGUCCACUGAGUUUGCUAUUGGGAAGCAAGGAAGGGUUGCUUUUGGAACUUCUUUGAAGUUGGGGCACGUGAAAUUGACUCAGAAGUUUGCUUCUAAUGGUGAGAUUGCAGAGAUGAGGGAGUUUAUGAAGUUGACUAUUGAGGAAUCUGGGUUGGUUGAGAAGGUUAAGGAUUGUGGUUUUGAUGUUGCUGUUGGGUCUUCAGGGACUAUAAAAUCAAUUGAAAAUGCAAUUUUCAAUGGUUUUGGAACCAAUUUGGUUUAUAAUAAUGAGGUUUUGGUGAAGGAGUGUAAGAAGGAAUGGGGGUUUAGCAGGGGAGAAUUAGAGGGUCUUGUUGGUAUGUUGUGUGAUGAUGGAAGAGAGGGGGAGAAUGUUAAAAGAGAGAGGUUUUUUAAGAGAAGGUCACAGUUCAUUGUUGCUGGUGCUGUGUUAUUGGAGGAGAUAUUUAAGGCACUUGGAAUCGAAGAAAUGGAGGUCUCUAAAUAUGCAUUGGGGGAGGGUAUUAUAGCUGAAACUUUGGCUAAUGUGUAUAAUGGAUAUAACUUGAAUGCCAACGCAAGGUGGUGGUCUACUGUGCAUCUAGCAACGAGGUUUAAUGGGAAGAAAAGAAUGAAAUCUGCCACAGAAUGUGCUCGCAUUGCAAAUGAGAUUUUUGAAGGUCUAAAAAAUUGUGAUCAGCAUGUUGAUAAUCAAAUUAAACUUCCUGUCCCAUUGAAUGACAAUGAUCUUGAAUACCUGCAAGCAGCCUGUUUGCUUCACAAUAUAGGGCUUUUCGCUGGUAAAAAGGGUUAUCACAAGCAGUCUUACAGCAUCAUCAUGAAUGGUGGUCAUCUUAAUGGAUAUGACGCUGAGGAGGUCAAGUUAAUAGCGUUGCUGACAAAACAUCACAGAAAGAAAUUCCCCAAAUAUGAUCAUGCUUCUUUUAUGGAGUUUUCUGAAGAGGUGAGGCAGAAAUUCAGAAUCCUUUGUGUAAUUAUACGCUUAUCUGUUAUACUACAGCAGAGUCAGCCUGUGAACUUUUGGAAAAUGGAAUGUUCACAUUCUCAAGAAGGAUACAGGCUGGCAUUUACAGAAGUUGGCGAUCGAUCUUCUCUCCCUGCUACCUCGCAAAAUGUAGCUGAGGAACUUGGGGCUGAACUAAGGCAAGAGCAAGCAUACUUUAAAAAGGUGUUCCAGCAAGAAUUGAUGAUUGUGGUGCUGUCAGCUUCCGAAUCUUAGUGAAAUAAAUAUUCUUGAAGAGAAAUGGCAUUUCUCUUAUUCGCUAUGGAAACAGUAUGCCUCCUUUAAUGGAUUCCUUUAUUAGCAAUAGGCCAUGGAUGGUGAAGCUGCAUAACUGCAAUCUUCAGGUCUUUGGUUCAGUUCCUGGAGCCUUGUGCAUGAAAGUUUUCUUCCUGAAGUUGCGUUCUCUAUCGACUUCAAUAGAAGUGUACUCGGCAUUGCAUUGGUGAAUGGGUCAUUACCCUGAGUGAAUUAGAUGAACUGAAGUCAAAGAAUGAUGAGUCAGUCAUCAGAUUCUGAACUACAGAAUCCCAAUGCCAUAAGCUGCUUGAUCUGGCAGCCGACCUGCAAUGGAGGUGUGAAGUUUGGUAUUUUUCUUCACCAGCUUCAUCUUUUGAGUAAUAUAUGAUGUAAACCACUGAAUUCAAAUUCAGUUUGUGGCAAACCAAGGUUCUUGGGUUGGUUUUUGCCGUGGUCAUUGACAUUGAUUAGCUGUUACUCACAACUGAAGAUAGCAGUACUACAAUGGUGCUGUGGAAUAUACAUAUAGAUAUAGUCAUGUACUGAUAUACUGCUGUUUGGUCCACCAAUUUUUUGAAUGGGAAUGGUGACAACUGGUUCUAAUAAAACGACACUGUUCCAUCCU
Messenger RNA from Tripterygium wilfordii, 2425 nucleotides. RefSeq names its product exopolyphosphatase. Lineage: Eukaryota; Viridiplantae; Streptophyta; Magnoliopsida; Celastrales; Celastraceae. The coding region runs from base 31 to 1779 and encodes 582 amino acids. The transcript has 9 exons. The record is from RefSeq and is a predicted model, not a curated record. Gene Ontology annotation, molecular function: pyrophosphatase activity.